GCCACUAAAUCGGACUUCAGCACCACGACCUUUCUAGGUUGCAGCGGGCAUAAGCCCGCAAUUGCCACUAAGGGCAAUUACCUAUCGUUCGUGGGAUCACCAAUCGGUUUCGCACCAAUCUUUCGCCUUUUGCAUAAUUGGGCUUUUAUCCGGAUUCGUACCCGGGUCCCUUCUGCCAUCCCGCGCGCCAAUGCAUGGCCAGCGGUUGGGCGUACAGCGGCGGCAGCAGUAGUGCGCAGCACGCAGGAGUGGACACACGAGCGGCUGGCUGCAGCACAGCAACGCAUGCAUGAUUACGACCUAGGCGGGCAGUACGCCGCACAGGCACUCGCGCAGGCGCAGGGAGCAGUGCAGCAGCAGCUGCUGCUUUACAACAGCGGCACUGCAGCAGUGACAGCGAAGCUGGUGCUCAUCUCGCCAUUGGCGGUUACCACAGCCGCCCCAGAGGUGCAGGGCGUCUGGCCCGAUGCAGCGAACCCUGGUGCAGAGCCGCCGUACGUGCUUUGCCCGGAGGACUCGCAGCCGACGCCUGAAGACACAGCGCGGUUAUGGAACCUCAGCGAUGACCAGCAGCAGGCGUUCAUGCUGUACGCGCAGCUCCUGCUAGCAGAGGCCGCCGGCGUCCGUCAGCCCCCCGUGUGCUCGGUGCUCACGGGCAAAGCCGGCAGCGGCAAGUCGCGGGUGCUGCAGGCAUUGCUGUGGUUUGCAUAUCAGCACCGCUGCGAGUCUCUCAUUGCCCUCGUGAGCUACACGUGGCGCGCUGCGCUGCAUUUGCCACAGCCACGGCACGUGCCGCUAUAUAGCGGUGCUGCGGAGGAGAGCUUGCGGCAGCUGCUGGCGCCGGGCGCGGGGGACGGCGGGGCCAUGGAGCGCCAGAUCCGGCAGCUGGAGCAUCCGGAGGGCAGCAUGAACCUCAUGGGGCGGGAGCUGUGGAAUAUGGUGCCGUUCGCGUUCGUUCUCACUCACCAGCAUCGGCAGCAAGCAGGCGUAGCUCGUGCAGCUGCAUGCGCUCGCGCAGCGUCAGCAGCUGCUGCUAUGGCGUAGCGCGGACUUGUCGCCGGACGGGAGCAGCUUACCUAUUUCGCAUGUGCAUCAAUUAGAGGCGCUUGGCGGGGCCGAGGAUGAUAGCGGUGUGCCCGCUGUGUGCGCAUUCUUUGCUGGCAUUCGUUACGUGUUUACAUCAAAUGAGCAUGUGCGUCUGUAUCACAUCAACAACAACAGUGCCACAGGCACCGGCAUUGUUCUGCAUCCCAACGAGCCACCAUUGCCAGAUGCAAGCAUUGCCCCCGUGCAUGUCCUCAAGUUCGUGCCCUCGGCUGUAAUGGUGCGCCCCGACGGGCCUGAUGCGGGUCGGGUGUCUGUCGAUCAGGCCCUGGAUGUCGGGGAGAUUCCUGUUUUACCGUGCAGUGCUAUGUUCACAUCGCAGCAUGCAACCCUGCGGUUGCCUGUGAUGCGCUGGGGCUUUCGUGUGGAGCUUGCGUAUGCAGUCACCGAUUACUUUGCGCAGGGGCAAACUCUGCCAGCGCACGAACUGUGGCUGGUGGAUAUGUGCAAACCGCAGCACGGCAGUUGGCGGCGGGCUUCAAUUUACGUAAUGCUCACCAGGUUUCGUGGGUUGCAUGCCUUACAUUUAGUGCGUCCGCUGUGGGCCUCGCGGGCCGAAGAGCGCCGGCUUAAAAAGGCGCUGCGUACCAUGCUAACGCCCGAGGCAGAUCUAGCCGCGGAAUGGCAGCGGCUAUUGAGGCUCUCGCAGAGCACAGCAGUAGCAGUGCCAGGUAUGAUUGUGCGCAUUCAGGCCAGCAUGGCUGCCUCAUAACCAAGGCUUUCAAUGCAUGCAGUAGUGUUUUUAACAUGCGCGAGGUGUACUGACAGAUGACCUGGAAGCGUGGAGUACCUUGUGGGUGGUGAGUGCUGACUGCAAUUUACAGCAGUGACUUUCUUGUUGGUGUUUGGUGUGGUGACCAUCAUGCUUGGCUUCGCUGGCUGGACGUAUGUCACUGAGCUACGUUCGGGUUUAGUUUCUACCUGUCCUGUCUCUGCGUGAAGCCGGGGUAUUGUUUAUCUGCUUGCUUGUCGUGCGUUGGAUUGUUGUGUGUUUACAACAGGUUGAUGUGUGGCGUGGUUAAUCCCUUGCACUUUGAGGAGGUUAUUGUUAGCCAGCUGGUGUUCGCACAGGAGGUUGGUGGUCGAUGAACAGUCGACCGACAGAUGGAUCGCGGGAUUUGUUUUUGGCAUUUACCGCUUGGAUUCUAUUCGCAACGUAGCUCGGAAUACACGCUUAAUAUGCAUAGUUAGAAGACUUCGGGGACGCAAAUCGCUCGGAAAUGGAGGAGGGUCUCAAUAUGCUCGGCUCGCGAUGUCGCGCUCUUGAGCUUGUAUUAUGCACUGUGCGCAAUGCGCGUUCAGCAUGCAUAUUCUUACGAACAACUAGGGACUUGAGUGACGCGGUGUGAAAAUCAGUCGGGGUCUCGACAUGCUUGGCUCGCCAUUUCGCGCUCCCGAGCUCGUUGUGUGUGUUCCGAACAAUGCACGCUCAGAAUUACAUGUUCAAUAUGUCCGUCGCGAUGUUCGAGCUUGAAAACCGACAAGCAUGGUGUAUAGAUACACCUGGUAGCCUGAAUUCCUGUGUUUUUGGUGUAUUUUGUUGAUGUUGCAUCACGCCGUGCCUUGUCACAUUCAUGUUUUUUGUACCGGCGUGGCCUUGUUUGUAAAUUUCGCGGCGCCCUGAUCUUAUCUACUUCUUCGCUGUGAUCUGGCAAAAAAAACUGUUCUUGACGGGAUUCGAACCUGUGACAGCAUCUCACUAAGCGCCAUAAUCAGACCCUCCAGAGGAGGGUGUGCACUGAGUUAGCGAUCCGGUGAUGCAGCCGGGUAUGGGGUGUUUUACACGGGCGGCGCGCUUGGCGUUCCAGGAGAGCCCCCAUCGGUAUUUGAAGGCACAGCGUGCUUCUUCGAACGGGAAGCCAUCAAACAGGUUUAGUCCAUAUCUCGCGUCAAUGUGCUGCCUGGUAGCAUCCCACAGUUCUGCGUAUAAGCCUGCCCUACGUCAGUGUUUCGGACCUUAACCCCCCCUUAACCCCCAGGGGGGGUCACUCUGAGGCAUGGGCCAGUACAGCCCCCCUCACACCCCCCCUUGGGUUACGGGGCCAGGCGGGUAACCCCCUCAUGUGGCUAACUGGGCCAGACGGCACACGGGGGACACGCGCGGUUCAGGGCACCCCCCAACUUAAAGGCCUUAGAGAGCUAUGUUCGGGUGAUCGCUGCACGCUGAAAUUUUGGGAGUAGCUUCCAGGCCAGGCCGUUUGCAACCUUCCGGUCUUGCAGCGGCUCCCCGAGUCAUGUACGGCAGGCGUGUGUGUUUUGUCAUACGGUUUUGACGGGGGGAGGAGGGGUGAACAGGCCGACCCCAUGCCAGGUGCUUCAGAACGGCCCCCCCAUGCUUCCUAUCGCACAUAGACACCUAUAUUGAUAAUUCCACACGCUACGAGCGCGAUUGGGGGCCAGGAUGUGCUCAACAAGGACACUUCCGGGCAGGCAUGCACGCAUGUGUGCAGAGCUGGGUACGUGGGGACGGAGGUCACAGAAAACAGGGCCUGACGCAGCCCUGAAGCUUUACAUAGCACACAUAUGCAUACAAGAUUAUGUUUUGACGACCGCAGCACCGACAGUUGUUGUUUCGACCAGAAUGCUGUAUGCAUGUCCACCGAAUGGUCUUGCCGGCGGGCUACAGCAUCUAAUAUAUGCUAUAUAUGCUCUAUCUAGG
Chlamydomonas reinhardtii is the source of this 3763-nucleotide messenger RNA. RefSeq lists its product as uncharacterized. The coding region runs from base 286 to 1044 and encodes 252 amino acids. NCBI's taxonomy places the organism in Eukaryota, Viridiplantae, Chlorophyta, Chlorophyceae, Chlamydomonadales, Chlamydomonadaceae. The record is from RefSeq and is a predicted model, not a curated record. The transcript is spliced from 4 exons.